Molecule: messenger RNA, 3399 nt
Organism: Drosophila novamexicana
Lineage: Eukaryota; Metazoa; Arthropoda; Insecta; Diptera; Drosophilidae
Gene: btz
Product: ataxin-2 homolog
Exons: 2
Coding region: 134-2689 (851 amino acids)
Biological process (GO): mRNA processing
Cellular component (GO): exon-exon junction complex
Molecular function (GO): mRNA binding
Source: RefSeq, a predicted model, not a curated record
GUAAAUAUAUUAAAGUUUAAUACAAUUUUUUGCACCAACAAACAGCAUACAACUGACAGACGUGAUAAACACUUGCAGUGACAGCAAAAAAAGAAAAAGAGAAAGAGAAAAAAAAUCGAAGAAUCCCCUUGCGAUGGCCGAUGUUGAAAAAAUGACGGUCGCGUCAGCGACCGAUAUACCCGUGUCAUCGCCAAACAUUAGCGAAACAGGCGCAGCUAGCGGCAGCAUGGCCGAGCUGGGCACCUCGCCCACACAGGAACCGUCGAGCAACUCCCAUCCCCAUGACUCUGAAUAUGACACGGCCAGUGAUCUGGAGGGCGGUGAGGGUGAUUACGAUGAUGAUGAAAGCGAAAGCGACGAGGAGACUGAAACCGAUGAGGACGAUGCCGGCUCCGAGACCGAAGAGGACGAGGAUGAGGAUGAUCUUGGCAGCGGCACGGUCAGUGGCAAUGGCCUGGAACGCAGCGGUGUCGACAGCGAGGCACAAAAGAAAGUCGACGAGGAUCGCAGCAACCCACAGUACAUACCGAAACGUGGCACCUUCUACGAGCAUGACGAUCGCACGGCCGAGACGGAGGCCGAUGGUGUUGUAGAUACUGCCAGCGACGGCGGCCAAUGCCCACCAGGCGUGGAACCCACUGGUGGCGACGUGUCCAAUGGUAGCAUUGCCACAGGCACCGCAUCGUCCGGACAAACGCCCACCAUUUCGCAGGCCUCCAAAACUAUGAAAAAGUGGCAGCCAGCCUCGGGUGGUGACCGUUGGUCGCACGAUCGCUUCGAGGCCAGUGAGCAGGCGCCCAAAACGCGGGUCGAGCUUAUGCAAGCCUAUGGCUAUGAUAUACGCAACGAGGAUGCGGCACCGCGUGCGCGUCGACGCAGACGCUAUGGACGCGGUCCGAUGAAAUACUCUAGAAACUGGGCAGAUGAGCAGGCCUAUCUGAAGGCGAGCAACAAGGAGCGCAAGCCCCCGCGACCUCAGGACUUUCCGGCGCUCAAUGAGCGCAGCAGCACCAGCAACAAAGUGCGCCGUCCGCGCAGCUCAAUCUCGCGCGAGGAGAAGGAGAAUCGCGGCGAACGUCGGUCUGCUGCCGGCAACGGAGAGAAACACAUCAAUGCUGCGGGAGCCGGCUCAUUGCCAGCCAAAUCGCAAGAGCGUGAGCGUGAGCGUGAACGUGACCGUGAACGUGAGCCCAAAAAUCGCAGCUAUGGGCGUGCCAAUGGUGGCCACAAUGCAGCCGGUCGCCAAAAUGCCAUGGAAUUCAAGCAGAAACCAAAUCGCUCCUCGCAUGGACGCGGCGAUCAACGAGAUUAUGUGGAUCAGCGCGCUGAGCGCGAUUAUCAUGUGAACAGACCAAAUAGCGGACCCAAGCAGAUUAUCGAUCUGCAAACACAUCAGCAACAGCAACAAAAGCAGCAACAGCAACAACAGCAACAGCAGCAGCAGCAACAGAGGCAGGCACCGCAGCAACAGCAGCAAACACCACAGCAGCAGCAGAAGCAUCUGCCGCCGCAGCCAUUGGUAACUUCGAAUCUGUCGCAGCGUUUGCAGCAGGUGCAGCAACGCAACGAUCCCAGCCAUGUUGGCAGCGUGCAAAUGCACUCGUUGGCCUCACAGAACCAGCAGCAACAACAACAACAACAGCAGCAGCAACAACAGCAGCAACAACAACAACAGCAGCAACAACAACAGCAGCAACAGUUGCAUCUGGCACAACAGCAACAGCAGCAGCAGUUGCCGGCGGAGCAGCGCAAUGGGCCCAAGCGCUACUCCAGUCUGAGACGCAGCCAGCACGAGGCCACACAACAGCAACAGCAUUUGGCAGAGCAGCAGCAAAUGCAGCAACAAUUGCAGCUGCAGCAGCAGCAGCAACAACAAUCACAGUUAAUGCUCCAGGACCCACAUAUGCUCAUGCAAAUUGCCUACCAGCAGCAGGAGCUGCAGGCACAGCUGCAAACGCUGCAAUUGGGUCCAGCACCGCCGACAGCGGUGCCAGCGCCACAGUCCAAACAGCAUGCGCCGCCAACAGCUGCAUAUCCACAGACCCAGGGGGCACCUUACUAUGUGACCAGCGGGGAACCGGUACCGGUUCCGGUGUCCGUGCCUGUGCCCGUAUCGGUGCCCGUACCGGUUGCAGUGCCUCAAGCGCCCUAUGUUAAUCCGGCCAAUGCUGCCUAUCUGCCGCCCACGCCGGCGGCUGUGGCGUAUGCGCAGGCACAAUCCCAGGCAGCCACAGGGCCGCCACAGCCAGCACCCCAGGCGCCACAGCCAACCACACAAGCUGCACAGACAGGGCCACCGUCCAUAAACUAUCACCAAAAUUAUAAUACUGUUGGCGGCACUACAUAUUUUGUGCCGCCAGCACAGACCACCACCCGCCCCGCUGUGCUGCCCCAGCGUCGACCCACCAAUGCAAUUCCCAUACUUCCGCCAUCCGAGAAGCACAAGGCGCGCAACACCAAGCCGGAUGAGGGGGCCAGUGGCAGCGGCAGCGGUGACAAUAUAGACCACAUCAUUGACAACAUGUUUGUGCAGCGUCCGGCCUUCCAGCCGCCGCCGGCCACAGCUGGCGUGGAGGCACCAACAGCCAAACCAGCUAGCGAAGAAACCAAUAGCAAUAUAGCCAUUGCACAGCCACCGGCAGCCGCCGAGCAGAAUCAUCAGGCGGUUGCAGUUCCGGGGCAGGAAUGAGUGCACGUCUAUGCCAAUCCGCGACAGCAGCAGAGACGCGUGCGCAGCCACACGGGCGAACUGAUGUCCAGUGGCUAUGCCAUGCUGCCGCCUCAGGUUGGCUAUUAUCGCGCUCACUAGGAAGUGGCUCGAAAACUGACAUUUUUGACGAGAUUGUUUCUUAUUGCGGCAGGGUCUGCGACUCUUCCUCAACCCCUCUCCCCUUUUUAUAGAGCAUUAGAGCAGUGCACACACACACACACAUAACACAACACAACACACACGACAACACACUACAUUUGUAUUUAGCGAAUAGCUGCACCUAAUCGAACUUACGUCGAUCCGACCUUCUUGUAUGCAUACACACCCAGAGUUCAGCGUAAGGCUUUCCAAGCAAUCCGUAUAUAUAUACUAUAUAUACAUAUAUCUAGUAAUCGGGCGCAGCGGUCCGGCUGCAGCUCUUUUAGAAAGUAUAAUGAAUUUUAAACCAGAGUCAUGUCGCUGGCGCUUAUAAUCUAAUUACAUAAACAUAUAGUCGCAUUUUGAAGUUGGAUUAAUCGUGAAUUGUAAUUAAUCAUUGGACAUUUGAAUUUCAAUAAACGUUGUAACACACAAAACCCCUAAAAGAAAUUCUUUAAAUCAUAUUUACUUUUCCUCAAAUUCGGGAACAGAAAGAACAUCUAGGUUUGGGACACCAAAGAUUACCAAAGAAGCGAAGAUUGCUUGGGCGU